Salvia hispanica is the source of this 1935-nucleotide messenger RNA. RefSeq names its product cyclin-A2-1-like. Gene Ontology annotation, biological process: mitotic cell cycle phase transition. The record is from RefSeq and is a predicted model, not a curated record. Gene Ontology annotation, molecular function: cyclin-dependent protein serine/threonine kinase regulator activity. Lineage: Eukaryota; Viridiplantae; Streptophyta; Magnoliopsida; Lamiales; Lamiaceae.
CUUCUCCCUUUCCUCCACACUCACUCAACGAGCUCACUAAACCUAUACAUACAUUUUGAAUUUCUGUAUCGACGCACUUCGCUUGAUGAUCGAUCUGCUCAAUUCGAGAGGCUAACGCUGCUCUACAAAGCUCUGUAGCUGCAGUAGCGAGCUUGGUCCUCCGAUUUUCUGUCAAUCAUGAAGGCAUGCUAAUUUGGUUCCAGAGACUCUUAUUCAAUGAAGCAUGCAGUCAUGAAUGACGAGAAUAGGUCAUCCAAUCUUGGGGAGCCUACUGCAAGAGUCACAAGAGCACGAGCGAAAUUAUUAGGCUCAUCAAGUGGAUUGCCACCACUAUAUCCUAGAGCAAAACAAGAUGACAAACGGGUCUCACGAGCAAGCUUGAAAAGAGCUGCACCUGACAAACAAGCAGAGAGUUUGGCCGCUUGUCGCCCGCACAAGAAAAGGGCUGUUCUUAAGGAUGUAACAAAUGUCAACUGUGGAAAAUUGUACAUAAACUGCAUUAAUGCAGCGAAAGGUCAGCCUAUCAGGCAGGACGGAAAAGGAUCUUUACAGAAGAAGGGAAAGGUGGAACCUGCUUGUUUGGCUAAAGAAUCCGAGGGUGUGGAAGUUAAAGUUGAAAACAUUGUGGAUGAGAUACACGAGGUUAAGGCGGAGGGAUCCCAGGAUAUUUUUCCUGCUGUAGACUUGCCAACUGAACCAACUGAAAUUACAAAUGAAGAAGUGUCAGCUGCAGCAGAUUUGGUUCCUCUGAAGUUAGACAUCAAAAUUUUUCCAUUACGGGGUCCAUCUGAUAGAGGUGUAGGUGCGCUUUGCAUAAAAGAGGAGAGCUUGGAAGAAAGGGGAGUUAUUGAUAUAGAUUCAAGACACAGGGAUCCGCAGAUGUGUAGCCUCUAUGCAGCUGAUAUAUAUACUAGUUUAUUUGCAAGACAGGUUGAUCGAAAGCCUUCACCAGAUUACAUGGAAAAGUUGCAGCUGGACAUCACCAAGGGCAUGCGGGGUAUUUUGAUUGAUUGGCUUGUUGAGGUUUCGGAAGAAUAUGCGCUGGUUCCUGAUACUCUCUACCUCACUGUAAAUCUUAUAGAUAGAUACCUGUCUGAGAAUUAUAUUGAGAAGCAAAAGUUGCAACUUCUUGGUGUAACAUGCAUGCUAAUUUCAUCGAAGUACGAAGAAAUUUGUGCCCCUCGCGUGGAUGAAUUUUGCUUUAUCACCGACAACACGUACAAAAAGGAAGAGGUAGUGAAAAUGGAAAGCCGUGUUCUGAACCUCUUGAGAUUCCAAAUAUCCGUGCCCACUCCCAAGAAGUUCCUCAGGAGGUUUAUUCAAGCAGCACAAGCUUCUUAUAAGGUUCCUUCUGUAGAGCUGGAAUUCCUGGCAAAUUACUUAGCAGAACUAACUCUCAUCGAGUACGGUUUCCUCAAAUACCUUCCAUCCCUAACCGCCGCCUCUGCCAUAUUCCUAGCUAGAUGGACUCUUGACCAGUCGGAAAAUCCAUGGAACCCGACUCUGGAGCACUACACGAGGCACAAGGCAUCAGAGCUGAAAAACACAGUUCUAGAAUUGCAAGACUUGCAGCUAAACACAAAAGGAAGCAUGCUCAACUCCAUCCGUGACAAGUACAAGCAACCUAAGUUCAAAUGCGUCUCUACUCUGCGGUCACCAAAAUCUGUUGAGUCGCUAUUCUAAACAUAACAGCCUCGUCUACUGAUAAUAUUUACUGCAACCAGCUGACUUGGUGAAGACCAGCCACCCCCGGCAGAUAAGUGGACACUAAUGGACGCCGUCCCCAUUCUUUACUUGUACAUCUUGCAGCAUCUGUUAAUCCCACCCAUUGAUUUUGUAAACCAAUCAACUCUGGUGCUUCCAGAAAGGCUUUUGUAACGGCAUGAAUGUAAUGUGGAGCUACUACUAUUUUAUAAAAGCACAUAAUGUUUCUCA